Closterium sp. NIES-67 is the source of this 1222-nucleotide messenger RNA. The record is from the annotation of a GenBank genome assembly. NCBI's taxonomy places the organism in Eukaryota, Viridiplantae, Streptophyta, Zygnematophyceae, Desmidiales, Closteriaceae.
ACGUGGGCAACAUGCUGGACUCCCGCCGAGCCGACGUGAGGACCACCGAAUCGAGCUGGAACCAGGCGUCCAACCGAUGGUACAGAGCCAAUUUUGGCUCAGCCAAUGGAGCUGGAGGAAUUACAGCAGCAGCUGGAUUACCUUCUGACGAAAGGUUUUAUUCGGCCCAGCAUGUCUCCAUACGCCGCCCCAAUACUGUUCACGCUAAAGAAGGAUGGAGGAUUCAUAAUGUGUAUCGACUACCGCGCGCUCAAGCGGAUCACCAUCAAGUCGCGUUACCCGAUCCCACGAGCCGACGAACUUCUCGACCAACUUUGCGGCGCCAAGUUUUUCUCGAAAAUCGACUUACGAGGAGGUUACCACCAGAUUCGUGUUGCAGCCGAGGAUUGUCACAAGACGGCGUUUCGCAUCCGCUACGCACCUAUGAGUACCUGGUGAUGCCUUUUGGCCUCACGAACGCACCCUCGACCUUCCAAAUAACCACGAAUGGAAUUUUUAGGGAACUCUUGGACAAAUGCGUCAUCAUCUACCUUGACAACAUACUCAUCUACAGCCGCAGCAGGGAGCAGCACUUACAAGAUCUUGAUGCAUGCGACUUUCUUAAGCAGGAGUUGGAAUUCCUGGGCCACGUCGUCUCUACAGAAGGAGUGAAAAUCGACCCCAAGAAAAUCAAGACCAUACAUGAAUGGAAGCCGCCAAGCAACAUCAAGGAGCUGCAAAGUUUUUUUGGAUUCGUCAAUUACGUCAGCCGGUUUAUCCCCAAUAUGGCCGGGUUAUCUGCCCCUCUAACUGACCGACUCAAGGAUCACGAUUGUUUUUGGUGGGGAGAGAAGCAACAAGCUGCAUUUGAUCAACUGAAGAUCGCCCUCACGUCGCCGCCCGUCCUUCGCAUCUCCGAUCCUGACCGUCCAUACGAAGUCAUCACCGACGCCAGUGACAUCGCCAUCGGUGCAAUUCUUCUACAGGACUUUGGCGACGGAUUACAGCCGGUCGCCUACGAAUCACGAAAGCUGCAGGGCGCAGAGAAAAAUUAUACAGUACACAACAAGGAAAUGUUGGCGAUCGUCCACGCGUUCAAGACCUGGCGGUGCUACCUGACAGGCGCUGACGUCACUGUACAGACCGACCACAAAUCCCUCCAACCGAACCCAACCGAACCCAACCGGACCCAACCGAACCCAAUCGAACCUCAACCAGCGUAAACCUCGGGUUAAAAACCUAU